This is a messenger RNA of Cylicostephanus goldi, 858 nucleotides long. NCBI's taxonomy places the organism in Eukaryota, Metazoa, Nematoda, Chromadorea, Rhabditida, Strongylidae. The record is from the annotation of a GenBank genome assembly.
AUGAUAAAUAAUGAUCCAAUUAGCGCUGUCAUCGACGAUUUUUUGCAACAGCUAUUCGGCCGAGCGCAUGACCAAGACCCGGAAGUUCAAAAGCAAUUGUGUCGGUCGCUGACGUUGUUACUUGAUAGUCAUUUCGACAAAUUGGCUCCACAUCUUCCAAAUGUCAUCGAUUACAUCAUCAUGAAGACACAGGAUCCCAAUGAGAAUAUCGCUGUAGAGGCAUGCGAGUUUUGGUUAUCACUGGCCGAAAACUCAGACGUAUGCAAAGAAUUACUGUCACCAUUCUUGCCGAAACUGGUUCCUGUUUUGAUCAAAUGCAUGCGAUACUCGGAAAGCGAUAUAAUUGCGCUGAAGGGUAACUGCGACGAAGAAGAUGCUAUGAUACCGGAUAGGGAUGAAGAUAUAAAACCUCGAUUUCACAAAUCAAAAGUUGCUGCAGGUUUGGUCAAUGGUGAAGAUCCUGAUGAUGAUGGCAGCGAUGAAACCUACGCUGAAUGGAACAUACGACGCUGUUCUGCUGCAUCAUUGGACGUUCUUGCAUCGAUAUUCAAGCAGGAACUCCUUCCAAUUCUGUUACCAAUACUGAAGGAAGCGCUUUGUCAUCCGGAAUGGGAAGUAAAAGAGUCUGGUAUCCUAGCUCUUGGAGCAGUAGCAGAAGGUUGUAUGAAUGGCAUUACUCCCCAUUUGCAUGAGCUUAUUCCUUUUCUAUUGAACAUGCUGAAUGAUAAGAAACCGCUUGUGCGUUCCAUCACGUGCUGGACUCUCUCACGGUAUUGCUCCUGGGUCGUGGAAGAGGCUCGAGAACAGUACUUUGAACCUACACUGAAAGGGGUGAGAGCUUCUACAUUUGUUUUGUGA